UGAGGCAGUGGGUGGCCUCUGUCUCCUCCAACCUGGGGUCUCUGUGUCUCUAAGAUUCCCUAAAACUCUGAUCUAUUCCCCCUUCCCCUCCGCCCCCUUUUCUGGCCAUCCUUCUCUCUCUCUGGGACUCUUCUCCACUUCUCUUGCGUUUCUGUGCCCCCUCUCUCCAAGUCCCUGUCACUUGUUGCCUGGUCUCUUUCUCAUUCUAUCCAACCAUCCACACACCUGCAGGCCCUCCAUUGGCUGGGUUCAGGGUGGGCGGGUCCUGUCACCUGGGGCAACAGCGACAACAAGCCUGCUCCUGCUGGGCUACCCCACAGGGGUGGGACCAUGGCUGGUCCGACCCUGGCUGUACGCUAUGGUCUGCCAUGGUCCCCAGUCUCUGGGACCGAGGUGCCUGAAUCCUGGCCCAACUGGCAUCUCACCAGCAGUGGUGUCGCCCACCACAUUAUCCCAUCUGUUCCCUUUCCCCCGCCCACUGUGCAGUCCACGGUCGCGGAGCCCCUGCCCCCGGCCGCAAAGCAGGAUUUACACAUCUGGGAUUUUGACGAGGUCAUCAGCAGAUGGGAGACCACCUAUGGCUCGGCUUCCGUGCCCAAGACCCACGGCGGGCCCUACGCACAGCCCAGGGCCCCAGAGCCUUCGGACCCCACGCGGACUGUGGGGAUCAAGGAUUUAGGAGAAAAGCUCAGAAGCCGCGGCUGGCGCCUCCCGCUGGUCAGAGAGCACCAUUGCAGUGAGACGAGGGCUCAGUACACCGGCCGGCCGGGCCCGGACCGGAGCCCCACCUUCUACGUCGGGCCCCAGCCCCUGGAGCUUGCGGACCACCACCGCGGAGGCCCUUCCCAGGCUUUAAUCCCUUGGACAAAGAACCCCGAGCGGUCCGGCCAGCCUUUCACGGUAUCUGACCAGGGCGUCCUGGACCGCCAUCAGCUCUAUCUGACCACCUCGGCCAAGGACUUCCGGGCCUAUCCGAAGAUCCAACGGUGCCUUCCCUCUCCUGCCUUCCCCACCAACAGGAAGGAGUUGUCUGGAUAUCCCCGCAAGGACUCGCUGACCUGCUGGAGCUUUCAGAAGACGCCUCAGGUCUGGGGACGGGACCCACAGCGGCCGCCCCGUCUGCGCUCCUCUCGGCCGCCAGGGAUCCGCGUGCCCCACGUCCGCCCGGCGACGCUAGCCGUGCCGCACCGUGGGGCGCUGUCUCUGGCUCAGGAGUCCUACAGACCCCCGCUGCACCCGCUCCUCCGGCUCGAUCGUUUCUGCCCUCUGGAGCUGCCCUGGGGCGGCCCCCACUGGAAGCCGGUGUCGGGCAUCUACAGCGUGCCACAAGCCUACCGCACUGAGAACUCCAGCUACGGCAGCAUGAAGCUGACCGCGAUCUGAGCCGGCAGCGCCGGCCCCGCCCAGAACACGCCCCCGGGCGGGGGCGGAGCCGAGUCUGGAAGACCCCGGCUGGGGGGCACACUGGGCGGGGCUAUGGUCGGGAAGCCCGCCCAUCACGUGGGAGGGAGACAGAGGCCAGGACCCGCCCACUAGGCGUGAGCCGGACGAAUCCCACCGGAGACUGACUAGGGUGACCGGGUUGGGGACGAGGAUGGAUGCUGAGCCUGGAAAAUAUACUUUGGGGCUGUGGGCUCGCGGGCGGGACACGCCCUCUACGACAGAGCGGGCGAGUUUACCUUAGUCAACGACAGAGUUAAAAUAGCCUUAACCGUG
Molecule: messenger RNA, 1716 nt
Organism: Neofelis nebulosa (Clouded leopard)
Lineage: Eukaryota; Metazoa; Chordata; Mammalia; Carnivora; Felidae
Gene: SAXO3
Product: stabilizer of axonemal microtubules 3
Exons: 5
Coding region: 331-1383 (350 amino acids)
Source: RefSeq, a predicted model, not a curated record